GAACGAUGGCCAGGGAUACAGAGCUCUCGGCAAACGAACGCUCAUUUAUUCUUGAGGCCUUGCAUAACAAUGUGCGCCUUGACGGUCGAGCCUUGGAUCAAUUUCGUCCCCUCAACCUUACCUUUGGCGACGAGUAUGGGCACGUGAAGGUCCAGCUCGGGAGGACGACUGUAAUUGUUCGCAUAUCCGCCGAAGUGACAGCACCCCGCCCCGAGCGAGACAGCGAUGGCAUUUUUACUGUGUCUAUUGAACUGAAUGAUAUGGCUCUCCCGGGAUUCGAGACAGGGCGACAAUCGGACUUGGAGACGCAACUCUCCCGUACGCUAGACAAAAUUGUGCGUCGAUCGAAUGCUCUGGACACAGAAUCAUUGUGCAUAGCGAAGGGUCUAAGCUGCUGGAACGUCCGAGCGGAUGUUCACAUCGUUGACGCCGAUGGCGGCUUGGUCGACAUUUGCUGCCUUGCCAUCAUGGCUGGUCUUCUCCAUUUCCGCAUCCCUGAGUCGACCGUUAGUGAUGGGAAGGUAACUGUUUAUUCUCCCGAAGAGAAAGUGCCGGUGCCUCUUAAUCUCACGAAGGUGCCAUUAUCCAUAACCUUCAACCUGUAUGAUGAAGGCAAAAUCACGCUCAUGGAUGCAACUUCAAGCGAGGAGGCUGUUAGCGAGGGUGCUGUCAUUAUCGCCUUGGACAAAACGGGCGAAAUAGCCCUCUACACGAAAGCUGAAGGAACACCUGCAGACCCCCUAAACAUGGUUGCUUGCUCCACGGCCGCUUUGGCGAAGGUCAGAGAUCUGAACGCCCUUGUUCAAAAGAGGUUAGGGGAGGAUUCGAAGAAGCGGGAUCAAAAAGGACUGCGUGCUGAGUCGAGCGCAGCGAAUGAGAGAUGACCGGCUUGCCGGAUCAUCCAACUAAGAUCGGGAUACCAUAUUCACAGAGCGCGUAAAGCUUGGGCGACUUGCAAUGCAGAAUCGCCCCCCGCAGGGAGCAUCGAUAGAAGCUUUGAUGCAGCUGAAAAUAGGAGCAGGGGCUGGAUAAAGGGUUGCUCUCCGAAGGGGAAGGCUUGCCGAGUCGACAGUUUGCUUCUACUAUGCCCCAUAGGCCACAGAGGGUCGCCAAGGCCGGAAUGCCAUCCACUUCCGCACUUAAAUGUUUGCGGGAGGACGGGCUCAGCCUGAGAGAGAUGAAGAUGAGAGCGACAGGGUGGCUGAGCAGCGGUGGAUUUGCAGUCUUACGUGUAACUCAUCUCUAGGGGGGGGGAAAAAAAGAAGAAAAAGAAAACCAAAAAAGGUCCAACAAAAAAAAAAAAA
Molecule: messenger RNA, 1304 nt
Organism: Coccidioides immitis RS
Lineage: Eukaryota; Fungi; Ascomycota; Eurotiomycetes; Onygenales; Onygenaceae
Product: exosome complex endonuclease 2/ribosomal RNA processing protein
Exons: 3
Coding region: 6-884 (292 amino acids)
Biological process (GO): U1 snRNA 3'-end processing; U5 snRNA 3'-end processing; nuclear polyadenylation-dependent mRNA catabolic process
Cellular component (GO): nuclear exosome (RNase complex); cytoplasmic exosome (RNase complex)
Source: RefSeq, a predicted model, not a curated record